CGCCGUGCCUGCACCCGGCGUGGAGUAGACGCGCAAUAUUUGAGGCCGCAGCCAGUCCUCUGCUGUCAGUUGUAGAGCGCGGCGUGCACGGCGUGCACCUCUGGCGUGCACCGCAGUGGUCCUUCGGCUGUCGCGAUACGACCCGUGCAAGUCGCGCCGCAAACAUGUCGGGCCUAGCCGCCAACUACUACUACCUCCAAGCUGAACCGGGUUACAGUCUGAAAAUUUUGGUGCACCCAAAUCCCUUAUACCGAUUGAGAUAUGUAAAAGAAAUGACGAGUUUUCACGGAGCUCUGAAAGGUUUUAAUGCUCCCUAUCCGAAGGUUCAGCUUCAACACCCUACUCUGACUGAAGAUGAAAGUGAGACUGAAACUUUCAUUCGGGCUUCUGUGUUUACUGCUUCUUGUGAACCCCAUGUUCAUAGAAUUGUCACCAAAGAAUCAGGCACAACUAAUUGGGGGCUCAGAUAUUACACAGAUAUUAAUGUAUCUUCUCAGAACGACUUUCAGGCAGAAUUUAGGAACUUAAUCAUUAUACGAAGAAAUAAAUCUGAAUGGAUUGAAGAGGAAGUCACAAGGCUAAAGAAUGAAUGCAUGUGCACAGAUUUGCCCAUUCCCGUGGAGGAAUUUACAAACCAGGCUCAGGAGGCAUGGAAAAGGCUGCAAACGGAGCUUCGCCAAUUUAGAUUGGGCUUCUAUGCCUACAAGCGCGGCUGCCCUACCCCACUUUGUGGACCUCUAUUUUCAAGUGUGAUUUCUAAUCAAGAGGAGGCUCCACCAGAAAGAAAGGGGGGGAGGGGAGUGGUCAUGGCCUUCCCUGCCAGCCUUCCAGUUGAUGCUAAUGUUGGGAAGCUACAAAUUGAUAGAAUGUCAGCCUACUCUGGGAAAAGUGGGGAUGAACUGAUCCUUCUUGUCUCAAAGAUAGCACAAAAAUCCCAAGUGAAAGCUCGCUUCUUUGAGGGUGACCCAGACACACCAUCAUGGGAAGAAUAUGCACAGGAAGUUCAUCUUCAUCACCAAGUGGCACUAAUUGUAUCAGUGCCACCAUACAGAGAAGAUAUUAAAGCUGAAGUUCAAGUCCAAUUAGAACGAACUAAAAGUGAUGGGUCUAAAAGCAGAAGUGAAGCAAGAAAUUUUUCAUACAGACCAUCAAAACUGUCUGGGAAAAGGAGGCUCUCAACUUCUCCAAACUGCAACAGUCUUGGAAACGAAAGGAGAUCAAGGACAAUAGGUGGGAGUUUUUCAGAAGAGAAUAUACAAGUUCAAAGAGAAGAACAGCAAUUGAAUGCGGUGCAGUCCUGUCCUAAUGUCAACUGGCAAAAUCAAGGUUCCGAUCUGCAAACUUUCCUGGUUGAAGGAAGCAGCUCAUCACAGAAUAUACACCAGCAGCUAGCUGAAUGUUAUCUCAGUGAUAGUCAAGAGAUGGCAUCCAGCAUUGAUUGCAACAACGGACAAUGUUUGGACGGAUCAUCAGUGGUUGCCGAGAGUUUUGAGCCAAACAACCAACAAUAUUCUGGGCUACAAAUGGCAGGUUUACCAGAGUUUCCAAGUUUUGGGCCAAACAACCAAGGAGCUGAAGCUUUACUGGACCCAUUGCCAGCAGAAUUAGAUGUUUUUAGCUGGAAUGUCUUUUUGCCCUCUGCAAAUGCUUGGUCAAACGUUACUUGGGGAGUUGAUCUAGUAGCUGAUUCCACUGACGAGAAAAAGAAGACAACAGGUAAAGAGACGCACAAUGUUGUCACUGAUGGUGUUGGUAAAAUCAAUGUUUGUAGGAGCAAAUCAUUGGAACACAACAAAGACAUGAGUUGCUCAUCUGCCCCAAUACAACAAGCACAAGCAUGCAUCAGGCUUUUCCAAUUUGCAAUGACUGGCAAUGCAAAAGAAUUAGAAAAACUCUUAAAAUGCAUGACGACAAUGCAGAAAAGGAGAUGGAUCAAUGAGACAAAUGGACAAGAACAGACACCUCUCAUUAUUGCUGUUGAGCAAAAUCAUAAUGAAUGUGUCAAGCUUCUUUGCUUGGCAGGUGCUAAUGUUAAUCUAGCAGAUGAAGAAGAGAACACUUCCUACCAUAUUGCAGCAAAGAAAAACUAUAACAAAUGCCUGGAAACACUUCUGAAAGUUGAGGACAGAGAACUUGACAAGAAAAACAUUAAAGGUGAGGCAGCUCUCCAUUUGGCUGUCCUGUCCAACAAUGUAAAAAGUGUGGCAUUGCUCAUAGCAGCAGGAGCCAAUGUGAAUGAAAAAAAUUGCACUGCUGGAUCUACACCUCUACAUUUAGCUGUUCAGUAUGGAUACACCGAACUAGUCCACCAUCUGUUAGAACAAAAAAAUAUAAAAAUUGAUGAAGUAAACUAUGCGGACAAAACAGCUGCUGGAGUAGUAAAAGCUGAUCAAAGGAUCAUUAUCAAUCUAUUCAAAGAGCUGCAGGGUUUCGCAGUGACUAUCGAAGAAGAGACAACAGAUGAAGAUGAAUAAUAUAAGGGCAGUUAGUUCAGCAAUUCAUUGUGUCAUACGUUUGCAACAAAACAAGAACCGGAACCCUGCACUUACAUGAUUGUCCAUGCGUCAUUCACAUUUAUACGUCAGAUAUUUUUUCUUACUAUUGUAUUAUUUCUUUUUUGCUAUCAAUAAACGUACAUAGUCUUUCAA
Messenger RNA from Thrips palmi, 2648 nucleotides. RefSeq lists its product as uncharacterized. The record is from RefSeq and is a predicted model, not a curated record. NCBI's taxonomy places the organism in Eukaryota, Metazoa, Arthropoda, Insecta, Thysanoptera, Thripidae. The coding region runs from base 165 to 2474 and encodes 769 amino acids. Gene Ontology annotation, biological process: regulation of DNA-templated transcription. The transcript has 22 exons. Gene Ontology annotation, molecular function: DNA-binding transcription factor activity; protein binding; DNA binding.